This is a messenger RNA of Fulmarus glacialis (Northern fulmar), 841 nucleotides long. RefSeq names its product vitronectin (gene VTN). Gene Ontology annotation, molecular function: extracellular matrix binding. Gene Ontology annotation, biological process: cell adhesion mediated by integrin; cell-matrix adhesion. The transcript has 5 exons. The record is from RefSeq and is a predicted model, not a curated record. The annotation marks the transcript as partial. Lineage: Eukaryota; Metazoa; Chordata; Aves; Procellariiformes; Procellariidae.
AUGCUUGCGGAGGUGCCGGUGGAGGAGGUGCUCAGCCCCACGCCGGAUGGAUUUGUGGAGGAGGUGCUCAGCACCACGCCGGACGGAUUCGUGGAGGAGGUGCCCAGCACCACAUCGGAUGGGUUCGUGGAGGAGCCUGAGGAGCUGUGCAGCAGGAAACCUUUUGAUGCCUUCACUGACCUGAAGAACGGUUCCCUUUACGCUUUCCGAGGGAAGUACUUCUACGAGCUGGACGAGACGAGCGUGCGGCCCGGCUACCCCAAGCUCAUCAGCGAUGUCUGGGGCAUCGCCCAACCCCUGACCCCCUCUCUGUCCCACACCCCCCAGGGCAGCCAGUACUGGCGCUUUGACGAUGGAGCCCUCGACCCCGGGUACCCACGCGACAUCUCCGAGGGCUUUGAAGGCAUCCCGAACAACAUCGACGCGGCCUUCGCCCUCCCUGCGCACAGCUACCACGGCAAUGAGAGAGUCUAUUUCUUCAAGGACAAGUACUACUGGUCCUACGACUUCGCCCACCAGCCCACGCAGGCCGACUGCGAGAAGUCCUCCCCCUCGGCUGUGUUCAACCACUACGCCUUCAUGAACCGGGACAGCUGGGAGGACGUCUUCCAGCUCCUCUUCGGUGGCAGGAUGAGUAAGGGCUGGGCCAGCCCCAGGGGAAAGGGCCAGCGUGGAGGGGGUAUUCCUGGCCGCCAACGCAAGAGGUACAAGAGCCACCGGUCACUGAACUUGGGUUUCUGGAGCUGGCUGCAAAAUGCCUCUGACUCUGCGGGCGUUGAAAGCGACUGGCUGUCGGGCUCCCAGUGUGAGACCCUCCAGAGUGUCUACUUCUUUGUAGGAG